AAAAACAAUUCCAAAGAUCCUCUCCUCCUCUAUUCGGCAAUUUUCCUGGAAACUUCCUCUCUAACUUUGACACAGUUUCUCCGGUGAUGUUCUCCGCCGGAGACGCCUCCUCCGGCGACUUGGAGUUUCUGAGCGACGAUGACGCGUGGUACAAUGCGACCGUGAAACUCCAAGGCAAGGUUCUUAGGGUCAGUUAUUGCGAGUUCUCUGAGGAACAUGACAAUGUCUUCGACGCCGAUCAUUUCCAGAGCUUAUCGGAGUUGAGCGUCUUCGAAGCUAGGUUUCGGCCUAUGUCCAGACAGUUGCAGGAUUAUGAAUGCCCUAACGUCCACCCUGGAAUGCCCGUUUGCGCUUCAUACUCCUCUCGAGCCGAUGAUGUUCGCUUCUACGACGCUCUUGUGGAAGGGGUGGAUUAUCUUGAACACUCUUAUGCAAAUGGAGAAGAAGAAUGCUUAUGCAACUUUAUCCUUUUAUGGCAGCGUGGUCCAAACUCUGGGAAUUUGACAAUUGCCAGUAUUGCUAACAUGUGUCAAAUUCAAUUUGAUAAAAUUAAUGACACAGUGUUAGCGACCUUCUUCAGAAAAGUUAGGGAGAAAAUCGAAACCAGAAUGAAUAGAGGUAAUAUCUGUUCUGAAGAUCACUUUCCCACCCAUAAUGGCGGUGGUGCUUGUCAGAAGGAUGACUGCAGCCUAAAAUUAAAGCACCGGCUUUCCUUUUUUGAACGCAUGGACCAGGAAACACGACGUGCCAAGCGUUCUUCUGGGGACGUAGAGCCAUGGGAAGACCAACUGUCUCUCAGUUCCAGAAAGCGUGAGGUAAUCGAGCAAGAUACUGAUAUUGGUGGAAUGAAGUAUCAGUACAUGAUUUUACUUGAGAACCUAGAUAAGGGAUUGGCUCCCCUAAAACUUGCCAAAUUCUUAUAUGAAGAAACUUUGAUCUUACCUCGAGUAUACAUCUUCCCAAGCUUAACAUUUGAGUUAUAUGCAAGGGGAGCUGUUGUAAUGAAUUGCAGAAAGAACCUAAAGAGAUUGUAUGAUUUUUUGGACAGUCCAGAUCAUGUCAUUUUAUCCUCCCAAGGAAGGCCCUUGGUAGUAACUGGAAAAAUAGCAAGGCACGAAACUUUUGGGACAUUGGCGGCCGGGGCUAUGGUUCUAGACUCUGAAAAUAAAUUUGGUAAUGAAAAAGAUGGGAGGGCGUCUUGUGAGCUGAAGGUUGUGAAAGUAGGAACAAACGAGUAUUUGACUGCAAAGCACAUGAAGGAAUUGUUCGUGGAGUUUCUUAGCCAUCAAAGGGGAUUACAACAAAGAUUGGCCAUGGAGGAGAGCAAGAUAUAUUGCAAUGGUGCUUUGCAAUAAAAAGUGUAAAAUCAAUCAUAUGUUAGUUGGAUAAGGUUCUUGUUUUUGUGGAAAGAAAAAUACUUCGUGUGUACAUUUUACAUUGUGGAUAAUGGUGUAGGCUGUGGAAACCACUUCAACUUUUUGUGUAGGCCUUCCCCUUGUUGAAUUCAUGUAGGAUUUUGUCUGUAUAGAAAGAAAUUAACAAUUAGAUGUACUCAUUAGUCAUGGAAAAUUUGGUUUCCCCAAACUCCAAGGGCUAAUUUGCUCAUGAAAUGGAAUGACUUAUUAUAGAUUUUGAUUGGAA
Messenger RNA from Cucumis melo (muskmelon), 1641 nucleotides. RefSeq lists its product as uncharacterized. Gene Ontology annotation, molecular function: chromatin binding. The transcript has 6 exons. The record is from RefSeq and is a predicted model, not a curated record. Bases 87 to 1355 code for a protein of 422 amino acids. Lineage: Eukaryota; Viridiplantae; Streptophyta; Magnoliopsida; Cucurbitales; Cucurbitaceae.